AUGGCGGGCAAGUUUGAACCCAAGGUUCCUGUAACCCUAGAUCCUCCUAAGGACGACCCUAUCUCUGUCGAAGAACUAGCGAAAGCAGACGGCACCGAGGGGCAGAAGGCUUAUGUGGCAAUCAAGGGCAAAGUCUACGAUGUUAGUGGAAAUAAGGCAUAUCGAGAGGGGGGCUCUUACCAUGUCUUCGCCGGAAAGGAUGCUUCUCGUGCGUUGGCGAAGACGUCAACAAAACCCGAGGACGUAAAGCCGGAAUGGCAGGACUUGGAUGAAAAGGAAAAGCAAACCCUUAACGACUGGAACACCUUCUUCUCAAACCGGUAUAAUGUCAUUGGUGUUGUUCAAGGCGCAACGAACCUUGAGUAG
Daldinia loculata is the source of this 366-nucleotide messenger RNA. RefSeq names its product cytochrome b5. NCBI's taxonomy places the organism in Eukaryota, Fungi, Ascomycota, Sordariomycetes, Xylariales, Hypoxylaceae. The record is from RefSeq and is a predicted model, not a curated record. The transcript is spliced from 4 exons. Gene Ontology annotation, cellular component: membrane; endomembrane system. The coding region runs from base 1 to 366 and encodes 121 amino acids.